GGAUUUUUGAAAAUAACGACAAGUCCCGGAGCAGAAGACUAAGAGCUUCAUAUUCACCAACCGGAGACUUUAACAGCUUGUGAGACUCCAGAAAAUCAUGACGUCCAUCACUGAUCCAAAAAUGAGUGACAUGUUUGCCAAUGCAAUGAGGGAGAUCCACAACAAACAUCUCAAAGCACAUGAGGAGAUAAUUGACACAACAGUGGAGCUGUGCCAGUCCCACAGACAGUUUGUGAAAUCUGCACUUGAUACAAGUUUGAAGAAAUGUAAGGAGGAUGAAAUGCUGUUUGAGACGAUACAAACAUUCAAAAAAGACCUGCAACAUAAAAAUACGUCACUGAAAGAGAAACAGCACGCCAUUUCUGAAGUGAUAUCUGAGGUUCAGCAGAAGGAGAUGCAGAAAGACAUCCUUAUCCGGAAGAUUGAGAAACUUAAGGAGGAACAUGCCAAGAGAAGAGAUUUAAUCAAGUCCCAAAAUAAAGCAAACAAGGACAGACUGAGGAAUCUCCAGAAAGCUAGACUGGUCUUCCAGGAUCAUUUGGGGCUGGAGAUACGAACAAUCCAAGGCAAAACACAACUGGUGAAAGGUGAAAAGUUGCAGUUUGUUUUCCGGCAUAUCAAUCCUGCUGAUCAGGACAGCGCUUACGUCGUCACAAUGGGGCUCAAAGAAGACGGAUCAUAUCAGAUUGUGUCAAGUGACCCCUCACUCGAGUGUUUGCCAGACUUGGAAAAACGACUUCAGGAGACGAAUAACUUACAAGCGUUCCUGGCAAACGUCAGGAAGGAGUUUAUCUCACAGGCACGUUGCUAAGAUUGGAAAAAAUG
Messenger RNA from Scomber scombrus (Atlantic mackerel), 825 nucleotides. RefSeq names its product SPC25 component of NDC80 kinetochore complex (gene spc25). Gene Ontology annotation, cellular component: Ndc80 complex. Lineage: Eukaryota; Metazoa; Chordata; Actinopteri; Scombriformes; Scombridae. The coding region runs from base 98 to 811 and encodes 237 amino acids. Gene Ontology annotation, biological process: chromosome segregation. The record is from RefSeq and is a predicted model, not a curated record. The transcript has 7 exons.